Athalia rosae (coleseed sawfly) is the source of this 5453-nucleotide messenger RNA. RefSeq names its product ubiquitin carboxyl-terminal hydrolase 7 (gene Usp7). The transcript has 19 exons. Gene Ontology annotation, molecular function: cysteine-type deubiquitinase activity; protein binding; cysteine-type endopeptidase activity. The coding region runs from base 58 to 3810 and encodes 1250 amino acids. Lineage: Eukaryota; Metazoa; Arthropoda; Insecta; Hymenoptera; Athaliidae. Gene Ontology annotation, cellular component: cytosol; nucleus. Gene Ontology annotation, biological process: regulation of protein stability; protein deubiquitination. The record is from RefSeq and is a predicted model, not a curated record.
UAAACUGUGACCUAAAAAAAAACGGUUUAUUUCGUGCGCUAAUCGGAGCUGAGAUAUAUGUUUGGAAAGUCCCCCCUCGAAGCGGGGGCACGCGACAGCGCAGAAAUUGGGCGCAUCGCAAGCAAGCACCAAUCGUCCAGCGGGUUGCAGGAUACCGUGGGGCACCCCAAGGAUCACUACACGGUCCUAGGGGUACGUAAAGUGUACAAGGUUUCGCAGAACCGUAGGUGGAGAAAUUUAUUGCAGCGAAAAAUCGGCGACGUCGACGUCGACGGUAACGACAACGCUACCGCGAACCAAAAUUGUUGUAAAAACGGUGGCCAAGGUAAAACCUUACGCAAAAACAACGAGGAACCCUACCACGAGCAGUUAAACCAGCCAUCGGCUGUUCUCAACAAUCACGAAGAAGACGCCUCGUCGCCGCUAGCCGCGCGCGAGGUCACCGGUACCGACAACACGACCGUCAACAUCGGCCUCGCUAUGAACCACGUCAACGACAAGGAAAACGUUAAUCAGCUUAACCCCAACCCCGUACAGGUCAACGAAGUUGAAGAAAUGGACACUCAAGAAGUUGAAUCUGUAGAGACGCAGAACGACGGUGGAGGAGACGGAAACGAGACUCGUCCAGUGAACGGAGAGCCAGAACCUGCCUGUAUUGUACAAGAUCAAGACAUGGAAGAAGAUGAAGCAAGGUCGGAAGCAACUUUCCGCUAUACAGUGGAAAAUUUUUCUAAGAUGAAGGAUUCUCAGUUGUCACCACCUUGUUAUGUCCGUAACCUUCCAUGGAAGAUUAUGGUCAUGCCUCGUACCAGUCAGACGCAGGAGCGCCAGACUCAAAGAUCGCUGGGCUUUUUCUUGCAGUGCAAUGCUGAAAGCGAUUCAGCUUCUUGGAGUUGCUAUGCCGUUGCCGAGCUCAGGCUUCUUUCCAACAAGGAAGGCCAAGAGCCAUUCAGCAGAAAAAUUCAGCAUUUAUUCUAUACUAAAGAAAAUGACUGGGGAUUCAGCCAUUUUAUGACUUGGCAGGAUGUACUUGAAGUUGAAAGAGGUUACAUCAAAGAUGAUUCUAUCACACUUGAGGUGCACGUUGUGGCGGAUGCCCCUCAUGGUGUCAGUUGGGAUAGUAAAAAACACACAGGAUAUGUCGGCCUCAAAAAUCAAGGGGCCACUUGUUAUAUGAAUUCACUGUUACAAACGUUGUAUUUUACCAAUCAAUUACGGAAGGCAGUGUAUAAAAUGCCAACAGAGAGUGAUGAUUCCAGUAAGAGUGUGGCAUUAGCCUUGCAAAGGGUAUUUCAUGAACUGCAGUUUUGCGAUAAACCUGUUGGUACCAAAAAAUUAACUAAAAGUUUCGGAUGGGAGACGCUUGACUCAUUUAUGCAACACGAUGUGCAAGAGUUUCUCCGAGUUCUCUUGGAUAAAUUGGAAAGCAAAAUGAAAGGAACAUGCGUUGAAGGGACAGUGCCAAAAUUAUUUGAGGGAAAAAUGGUGUCCUUUAUUAAGUGUAAGAAUAUAAAUUACACGUCAACAAGAAUGGAAACAUUUUAUGAUAUUCAACUGAACAUCAAGGGCAAAAAGAAUAUCGACGAAUCUUUCAGAGAUUAUGUGAGCACAGAAAUUCUAGAUGGUGACAACAAAUAUGACGCCGGUGAACAUGGCUUACAAGACGCAGAAAAAGGGGUUAUAUUUUCGUCGUUUCCACCUGUUUUACAUUUACAUCUUAUGCGCUUCCAGUAUGAUCCAGUGACAGAUUGCUCUGUCAAGUUCAACGAUAGAUUCGAAUUUUACGAAAAAAUCAGCCUCGAGCCAUAUCUUCAAGCAGAGGAAUCAACAAGAGCUGAUUACACGCUGCAUGCAGUUUUGGUUCAUAGCGGUGAUAACCAUGGAGGGCAUUACGUUGUAUUUAUCAACCCAAAAGGAGAUGGGAAGUGGUGCAAAUUUGACGAUGACGUAGUAUCGAGAUGUACCAAACAAGAGGCUAUUGAGCAUAAUUAUGGCGGCCAGGAUGAAGAUAUGUCGAUGACAGUGAAACAUUGUACAAAUGCGUACAUGUUGGUCUAUAUUCGUGAUUCUGAGCUGAAAAACGUUUUGCAAGAGGUCAAAGAAGAGGACAUCCCUCAAGAGCUGGUGGAGAGGCUGCAAGAAGAGAAGAGAAUGGAACAAAUAAGAAGAAAGGAAAGAAGCGAGGCUUACUUGUACAUGACUGUAAACGUCCUUCUUGAGGACAGCUUUGAUGGCCACCAAGGCAACGAUCUCUACGAUCCUGAACGUGCGCUCUACCGCGUUUUUCGUGUACGCAAACAAACAACCCUUACUGAGUUUCUAGAACAGCUCAGCGACAGUUUGAAAUAUCCGAUAGAACAAAUCCGAAUUUGGCCCUUCAGUCUGCGCUCAAAUCAGACCUGCAGGCCAAUACUUAUUGAGUUCGAAGCUGAUUUGCACAAGGCAAUCAAUGAAUGUGCAGAAAAUGCAAAUCCGUGGAACGUAUUUGUCGAACUUGUCCCACCAGACUCUGGUUUAACUUCUCUACCUCCUUUUGACAAGGAUACGGAUGUCCUAUUAUUUUUCAAGUUGUAUGAUCCAAAAAAUAAAAAAAUACACUACUGUGGUCAUCUCUAUAUGCCAGUGACAGCGAAAGUUCAGGACCUCAUUCCCAUUCUUAACGAAAGGGCUGGAUUUCCUCCUGAUACAGAACUUGCUUUGUAUGAAGAGAUUAAACCGAAUAUGGUUGAAAGAAUUGAAAAUCUAACCGAACCUUUGGAAAAAGUACUUGAAGAAUUGAUGGAUGGUGAUAUCAUUGUGUUUCAAAAAGAAGAACGUGAUACCGAAAUAUACGAGCUGCCUACGUGUAGAGAUUAUUUCAAGGAUUUGUUCUAUAGGGUAGAAGUAACAUUCUGUGACAAAACCAUAAUAAACGAUCCCGGCUUCACAAUGGAACUUUCACAGAGAAUGAACUACGAUCAAAUAGCAAAGGCUGUUGCACAGAGAGUAGGAACGGACCCUUAUCUCCUUCAGUUCUUCAAAUGUCAAAAUUAUAAAGAUUCGCCUGGUCAUCCAUUGAGAUGUACAUUCGAUGGGACUCUGAAAGAAUUAGUUGCAUAUUGCAAACCAAAAACAAAAAAAAUUUUUUAUCAGCCGUUAAGUAUUCGAAUUAACGAGCUAGAGAAUAAAAAGCAAUUCAAGUGUUUCUGGGUAGGCCCUUCUUUAAAGGAGGAAAAAGAAUUGAUUCUUUACCCAAACAAAAGUGGUACGGUUGCCGAUUUGUUGGAAGAAGCUAGAAAGCAAGUAGAAUUGUCAGAAAAUGGCUCUGGAAGAUUAAGGAUAUUGGAAGUAAACUGCUUCAAAAUUUUGCCUGGACCGAAAGAUGAUGUACCUUUAGAAAGCUUGAACACGGCAGGCAACAAAACGUAUAGGAUAGAAGAAAUUCCACGAGAUGAAAUUAAUUUGGCAGAUGAUGAGUUGCUCGUUCCCGUGGCACACUUUCAUAAGGAUAUCUUUUCCACAUUCGGAAUACCCUUCCUAUUCAAAAUGAAACAUGGGGAAUCAUUCGGUAAAUUCAAAGAUAGAUUACUGAAAAAACUCGGGGUACAAGAGAAAGAAUUCGAAAAGUUCAAGUUUGCUGUGGUCACUUUGGGCAAACCACAGUUCAUCAACGAAGAUCCAAGUUACUUCAUCGACCUAUCGGACUUCCGGACUCAUCCAAAUCAAAGUACAGCAACGCAGAGGACUUGGCUUGGUUUAGAGCACGUGAACAAAGCGCCUAAGCGCUCUCGAAUCAAUUAUCUUGAGAAGGCAAUCAAGAUCUAUAACUAGAGAUUAAACUCUCGAAAGAAGGAAGUUAUGCACAGUCACUCACGUAAAUACAUAGCUCUUUCUACAGUAAGAGUGUUGUCUGCUGCACGAUCCCAUGAUUGGAAGACGCGUAACUGUUCAGUUGUUCAGCUAGAUAACGAGCAUAUUUUAAUAAUAUUCUAUUAAUGAUAUUAAGUAAUAAUUCAAGCUUCAUAUACAAUGAAGAGAACGAUUUCGUUGGACGCGCGAAAUGGGAAAGAGCUAAGCGUAAGCUUUUCCUUGAAAAAUGCAAAGAAUUGUAUGUAAAGGUAGCACUUAAGAUUUCUUUAGUUCCUGCAUACAACGUCGGGUGUACAACUUUUCGCUGCUAUUCUUUUACUAAUCUGAUGCUUGGGUUUGAAAACCUUUUUUUUCUCAUUUCUCGUUGCUGAAACCCAACAAUAAAUUUCAAACAGUAUACUGUAUACAGUUCUAGUUUGCUUGCUCAUUUCCAUUCAAUAUCUCAUCCGGCUCUUCUUGGUGAGAUCUUCGAAAAGAUCGUUCAGAAUUGAAAAUUAUUGUCGUGAUAAUACUACGGUAAGUUAUUAUCGUAAUUCCUUGUUCGGCGCUAGUAUCAUACAGAAAUCAAAUUCGGCUCUCCUCAGACGCGAUGAAAGAGACUGUCUGCUCAAUUGCACAGAGGAACUACACUUCGGAACCAGUGGCUGAAGAUAUUACUGAUCUAGCUACAUAAAUAUUUGCAGGCCUCAACUUUGAGCAUUUUAUGAUGCUGAUGUAGUGUUUGUGAGGUGAACUCUCAUGCUGCCCACCAUUGCAACGGAGUGGGAUCUCCCACAUGGGUAUAAAUUUUCCAAUUAUUUCCACCAAACAUAUUUAUAAUAGUAUACAUUUAUGCACAUAUAUACACAUAUGUAUGUAUAUGUAUAUAUAUUUAUGAUAUUAUGGAUAUAUAGGUAUAUUUUUGUUUCUUAGUUCGUCUGUAUUCAGGUUGUUUGAUUGAAAAAUGUGCGGUGAUUCAAAUUGUGAACAAUUUCUGGUGUAAUUUGUUGCUGCAUAGAAUUUUAGGAGAGUCUACUCGUGUAGGUUUUUUUUUUUGUUACCAGCAUAAUGUCACUUUUGUGUAUACAUUGAUAGUUGAUUAUUUACUGAAAUACUAUUGCCAAAGACACCAAUGUCAUCGAUAAAGGUAUAAUUUAAAGUGUUUGAGGUAACGAGAUUCUAAUUCUGAUGGGAGCUGUUAUACACCUGUUAAUGAGCAACAACUUUGACCUAUUUUUGGUGCGACGUUAGAGCCAAAAAAGACGUAUAUAAUAAUGUAUGUAUAUCGGUAUUAUAUAGAAGAUAAAAUUAUCAUUAACAAAUAAUAACAGGUUAUUCUGUUUUGCAAUUGACUUACACAAGAUGAAUUUUAAACAUUUCCUGAAUCCAUAUUAUCUCUUCAUCUCGGAACUCAAAUCUGAUUAGUUUUUUCGGCAUAAAAAUUUGAAUCUAUCGUUUGUUAAUAAAUCAUUGUCGAUAAAAGAAACUUAAUUGUACAAAUUGUAUGACGCCGCAUUGGAUAAAAAUUAAAUUAAUUCUCCCAGAUUAUAACACAUUGUCUGUAUUCAUGUAAUUAAUAAAUGCCACAAUGUGAAUAUCUGAGAAUAAACAUAAUCAUUCUGCAA